Messenger RNA from Leucoraja erinaceus (little skate), 5504 nucleotides. It is a transcript of the gene abcf1, whose product is annotated as ATP-binding cassette, sub-family F (GCN20), member 1. The transcript has 28 exons. The record is from RefSeq and is a predicted model, not a curated record. Gene Ontology annotation, molecular function: ATP hydrolysis activity; ATP binding. The coding region runs from base 97 to 2871 and encodes 924 amino acids. Lineage: Eukaryota; Metazoa; Chordata; Chondrichthyes; Rajiformes; Rajidae.
UCCGGGCGGCGCCUGCGCGGUGGGUGGGUCGGCGAGGCCUGAAGCCUGCAGCUUGAGUCAGGACCAGGAGGACCAGCAGGAGCCAGAGCCGGAGCCAUGCCCCGGGCCAAAGGCAGAGCGGCGGCGGGGUCGGUCGGCGCCGAGGGGGAGGAGUGGGUGGGCGGUGACCAGCCGCCUGCAGCCGAAGUCCUGAAAAAAGGAAAAAAAGACAAGAAGGCCAAGAAAUCGUUCUUUGAAGAGCUGGCUGCAGACGACAAGCAAGUGAAAGAAGAGGAAUCAGCCAUCAUAGAGCAGCAGCAACUAAAGAAAAAGCGUGACAAGAAAAAAGAACGGGGCAAGAAGAAAAAGGAUGAAGGUGGAGACAAUGCAGUGAUUGAUAAACUGAAUAAGCUCUCGGUGCAGGCCAGUGACAAUGAGGAGGAGGAGGAGGAGGAGGAAGAGGAAGUGAUAAAACCAACGCGAGGAAACAUAAAGAUGGGCGGCAAUGUCUUUGCAGCUCUGAGUCUUGAACAGAGUGAAGACGAUGAAGACAAUGACGGGGAGGACGGAGGAGAGAAGCAGAUGAGCAAGAAAGAGAAAAACAAGCCCGUGCCCGAGGAAGAUGACAACAAGCAAAAUAAAAAGAGCAAGAAAAUCGAACGAGAAAAAGCGAAAGAGAAAAAGGUAAUCUCAGAAGAUGAGGACGAAGAUAAGACGAGCAAGAAGGUGAAAAAAUCGGAGAAGCCAAAAGCAAGACAGAAGGCCUUCUCCGAUGACGAUGAUGAUGAGGAUGACAAGGGAACCAAAAGAGGGAAACACUCCAAAACAAAAGGAAAGCAUAAGGGCGGCAACACAGUUGCUAAGAAGCAGGCUGGCGGAGAAGGAAUGAACAAAGAAGAAUCAAAGCCUCAGGAAGGGAAAGGAAAGCCUACAAAUUCCUACGGUGCAUCGGAUGUGGAAGAUGAGGAGGAGGAAGAGGAGGAGCUGGAAGAUGGUGACGAGGACUCCAAAGGCAAAGGAAAGGUGAAGAAUGACGAUGGCGACUAUGAAGGGGAGGAGGAUGAAAAGGCAGCAAAGGACAAGGCCGCAGAUGACAAAUAUGCCAACUUAAGCAAGAAAGAAAAGAAGAAACUGAAGAAGCAGAUGGAGUUCCAACGACAAGUGGACACACUCAAAGCUUCAAACGAUGCAGAGGGCGACUUCUCUGUGUCACAAGCUGAGCAGUCCUCGCGACAGGCCAUGCUGGAGAAUGCAUCCGACAUCAAGCUGGAGAGGUUCAGCAUCUCCGCUCACGGGAAGGAACUCUUCAUCAAUGCUGACCUGUACAUUGUGGCCGGAAGGAGAUAUGGCCUGGUCGGGCCUAACGGCAAGGGUAAGACAACAAUGCUGAAGCACAUUCAGAACCGAGUGCUGAAUAUCCCUCCUAACAUCGACGUGCUCCUCUGUGAACAAGAGGUGCGGGCGGAUGACACGGUGGCCGUCGAUGCAGUGCUGAAAGCUGAUACCAAGCGGCUCAAGCUGCUGGAAGAAGAGCGGCAGCUCCAGGCUCUCCUGGAGAAGGGAGAUGACCGAGCUGGUGAGAGACUGCAGAAGGUGUACGAGGAGCUGCGGGCCAUGGGGGCCGCCGCAGCGGAGGCGAAAGCCCGUCGUAUCCUCGCUGGUUUGGGCUUCACUCCUGAGAUGCAGGGCCGUCCCACCAAGAAGUUCUCUGGAGGCUGGAGGAUGCGAGUCUCACUGGCCAGAGCCCUGUUCAUGGAGCCCACGCUACUGAUGUUGGAUGAGCCGACCAACCAUCUGGACCUCAAUGCAGUCAUCUGGCUGAAUAACUACCUGCAAACCUGGAAGAAGACGCUGCUGAUUGUCUCUCACGACCAGGGCUUCCUGGACGAUGUUUGCACGGACAUCAUCCACCUGGACAUGCAGAAACUCUUCUACUAUAGAGGCAACUACAACACCUUUAAGAAGAUGUACCUGCAGAAACAGAAGGAACAGCUGAAACUCUAUGAAAAGCAGGAAAAGAGACUUAAAGAUCUGAAGGCGGGCGGCAAGUCGACCAAACAAGCAGAAAAACAGACCAAGGAUGCACUGACUCGCAAACAGCAGAAAGGGAAGAAGAAGAACAUGGAUGAGGAGUCCAAUGAAGCGCCCGAGCUGCUGAAGAGGCCGCGGGAAUACACGGUGAAGUUUACCUUCCCAAACCCACCGCCUCUCAGCCCCCCCAUCCUGGGCCUGCACGCCGUUGAUUUUGCAUAUGAAAACCAAAAGCCAAUUUUCAAGAACCUGGACUUUGGUAUUGACAUGGAAUCCAGAAUCUGCAUUGUAGGACCCAACGGCAUUGGGAAGAGUACACUGUUGUUGCUGCUGAGUGGAAAGUUGACCCCCACCAUCGGUGAACAAAGAAAAAAUCACAGACUGAAAAUCGGCUACUUCAACCAGCAAUACGCUGACCAGCUGAAUAUGGAGGAGACGGCCACAGAGUACCUCAUGAGGAACUUCAACCUGCCCUACCAAGAUGGCAGGAAAUGUCUUGGGCGCUUUGGGAUGGAGAGCCACGCUCACACCAUCCAGAUCAGCAAGCUCUCCGGUGGUCAGAAAGCAAGAGUGGUGUUUGCAGAGCUGGCGUGUCGACAACCUGACCUCCUCAUUCUAGAUGAACCCACCAACAAUCUGGACAUCGAGUCCAUCGACGCGUUGGCUGAUGCCAUUAACCUCUACAAAGGAGCCGUCAUCAUCGUCAGCCACGACGCCAGGCUGAUCACGGAGACCAAUUGCCAGCUGUGGGUGGUGGAGGAACAAACCAUCAACCAGAUCGACGGCAACUUUGAAGAAUACAAGCGCGAGGUGCUGGAGGCGCUGGGAGAAACCAUCCACCGCAAGCAGCCGAAGGAGUGAGGCGGGCGGGCGGGCGAGGGUGAGGAAGACCAGAGACCACCCCCACAGCCGGCCACGAAACACAACUAUAACACCUAUCAAAAUCACGGACAUUACGAUGCAGAAACACACACCUGUCAAACAGCCGCCCGCCUGACAUCCGACUCGCCGAUUACAACGCCAAAACAAGGGCCGAUGUCCUGACUUUAUAAAUGUUUACUGAAGGAAGUGAGGGGGAAUAGAUGGUUUGGAUAUGUAAAUUAAAGUGCUGGGCACCAAAGUAUUCACUCACCCAUUGUAUAGAGGACGGAUGGAUUGAAUAUGUUCAAAGUCCUUCAAUAGAUACGCAAGAUGCUGGAGGAACUCAGCGGGUCAGGCAGCAUCUCUGGAGAAAGGGAAUAGGUGACGUUUCGGGUCGAGACUGAGACUCUCAGUCUGACGAGGGCUCGUGAUACAAGACAUCACCUAUUCCUUCUCUCCUGCCUGACCCGCUGAGUUACUCCAGCAUUUUGUGUCCAUUGUCAGUUUAAGCUGGCAUCUGCAGUUAUCAUCCCACAUUCUCCUUCAAAAUUGGUUCCAAAUCCUUCUUCCGGGCGCUGAUGCGUUUCCCGUGCAUCUUGAGCGGUUUUGGUUGUUUCAAACGUGGGGACUCAAUUUGAGUUUUUCCACAAGUCGGCUCCUUGCUUGCAGUGUUUUUAUUCUGAAGGCCCAUGGGCCAUUUUCCAGUCCAAGCCUCCUGCUUGGAGAACUCUCCCUUCCUGUCUGAUCUGAACCCAGCCAAGAUUUCAGAGAUAACUAUAAAAGGAGUGCUUCAGGUGCGGGCCGCAUUGUCACAGGGCGUGGGGUGCCAUAGACCCACCACGGAAGCAAUGGGAUCACCAAGAGCCCUCACCAGGCUGACACCGACAGACCAAUUCCCAGCUUGGGCCGAGCUCCUGCUGUUUCCCGUGAAACCAGCCAAGAGUGGGAUGUAUUUAGUAGCAGUCUCGUGGGUGCCAGGAUGCUGUUACAAUCACAUUCAAGUUAUCAGUCUAGAAAUGGUAGAUCACUUCCUGAUGGAAACUGAGCGCAAUUAAAUACUUCCUCAUGUUCAGCACAUUCACCAGAAGUGUCUGAGAAUUACAGGUUUACCCAUGUGAGAAAAACGUUUGUGUUUACACUGUCCAAACUGGCCCAUAGUGCAGAUGUGGACAUGUACACUGCCCAAACUGGCCCAUAGUGCAGAUGUGGACGUGUGUACACUGCCCAAACUGGCCCAUAGUGCAGAUGUGGACAUGUACACUGCCCUAGCUAGCCCAUAGUGCAGAUGUGGACAUGUACACUGCCCAAACUGGCCUAUAGUGCAGAUGUGGACAUGUACACUGCCCAAACUGGCCCAUAGUGCAGAUGUGGACAUGUACACUGCCCUAGCUAGCCCAUAGUGCAGAUGUGGACAUGUACACUGCCCAAACUGGCCCAUAGUGCAGAUGUGGACAUGUACACUGCCCUAGCUAGCCCAUAGUGCAGAUGUGGACAUGUAUACUGCCCUAGCUAGCCCAUAGUGCAGAUGUGGACAUGUAUACUGCCCAAACUGGCCCAUAGUGCAGAUGUGGAUCUAUACUGCCCAAACUGGCCUGGAGUAUAGAUGGACGCAAAAUACUGGAGUAAUUCAGCAACUCUGGACAGAAGGAAUGGGUGACUUUUCUGGUCGAGACCCUUCUUCAGACAGGUCACCCAUUCCUUCUCUCCAGAGAUGCUGCCUGUCCCGCUGAGUACCCCAGCAUUUUGGGCCUAUCCAGUAAAAACCAGCAUCAGCAGUUCCUUCGCACACACCAUGGACUUCCAGACUUUCCAAACUGGCCAGCAGUGCAGAUGUGAACAUCAGCACAGCUAAAACUGCCCUGCAAUGUAUAGAUGCUCACCCUCAUUUCCCAAACUGGUCUACAGUGCAGACGUGGAACUCAACACUGUCCAAACUGGUCUACAGUGCAGAUGUGGAUCUCUAUACUUUCCAAACUGGCCUAUAGUGCAGAUGUGGAUCUCUAUACUUUCCAAACUGGUCUACAGUGCAGAUGUGGAUCUCUAUACUUUCCAAACUGGCCUAUAGUGCAGAUGUGGAUCUCUAUACUUUCCAAACUGGCCUAUAGUGCAGAUGUGGAUCUCUAUACUGGCCCAUAGUGCAGAUGUGGACCACUAUCCUGGCCCAUGGUGCAGAUGUGGACAUCUAUACUGUCCAAACUGGCCCAUAGUGCAGAUGUGGACCUCUACACUGCCCAAACUGGCUGGCAGUGUAGAUGCAGCCACAACACACAAAGUAUUACGGACAGUGGCUGCCCUGAGUUGCUGCUCGGAUGGAGGGGUCCAUGAAGCAGAUGUUCCAAUCUCCACACUGAGCACACAAGGUGUAAGAGGUGACUAGUGAUGCCUGUUCUGGCUACCUCCGAUGUACAAUGGUGUGCAAUAAGCCCUACGUCCCAAUCAGCUGUGUCUGAAAUCUGAUUUGCAUUUGCACAGUGAACCUAUAUUUGCCACCGCUCUAGAUGAUUCUAUUUGGCACAUGAUAAGCGUGAAUGCACAGUAAACAUUUGAUUCGAUAUUCUUCCCUGGACUGCUUUUGAAUCAGGUGCCACUAAAUAAAACCGAAAUGGUAGCUGAUCAAUAAAACUCACAAAGUG